CUAUAAUUGUUAUUUCGUUUUAUUUAUUUAUCGAUUAAAUCUUCUUAACAGAGCAGUGGCCAUUGCCACCCCCGCAUCUGCGCCCAGGUUGAAAUUGAGGUUGAAACAGUGUGCACCGCAGUUUUAAAUUAACAACUUUACAAAUUUCGUCAUAUCUUGUCAGUUUGACAAGGCAAGAGCUCUGGUUUUCAGAGUCAUUUGACAAGAACCCAACAUACAGGCCCUAUCGACUGCUUGCAGUAUGACGAGCUUGUCCUCCAGCACCACGUGUGCACGAGUAUCUCGUCAACAUGACAAACGAAACUUGCUGGGGUUUCUGCUCACGAGUAGUUCUUGGCACUGUUCAAAACCAAUCAGUGCAUUGCCGACCACUGUACAGUUACCAUCAACGUUCUACUCGCAUGCAUUUCAUUGUGAAACGUCUCUCUUCACAAGUUGAAUGUGUGGGCAUACAUGCAAUAAAAGCAGGCAUGGAUGGAUAGGCCAUAUGUUUUUCAGUUCUUUCAUAUCCGUGUUCAAAUUGCAUAGUGCAUGCUGGACGCCAGGCGACAGUGCCUUUGCGGAAUGUAGAUACCUCAAAGAUUCCAACACAACGGAUUUUAUUCCUGAAAUUUUACUACUGAACCCUGAACUGCGUCACACACAGCGCCGCCGGAACGUGAAUGCAACAGUCGUCAACCUUGCACCUCAUGGGUGUUGUACGCAAAAUAGGGCGCAUGUACAUGUACAUGUAAUGUACUUAUUUAGUCGGAUGCGUUGGCGUAGGCAAAAGAAUGAUUCACAGCAGGCAUAAUGCUCUGUGCCAAUCAUGAAUAGUCGAGACUGUACAAAAAUGAAUUCUCAAUUGUUCCACACAAUGUCGAGUUUCACGCGAUCAGUUGCUCUUUGAACCAAAGCGCCCAGGACUGCAGGCUCGCCGUACGGAUAAAAAGCACUGCCGGGGUUAAACAGUAGAACAGUGUACAUGUGAAGAGAGCGAGCGCUGGUGUCAAGCUCACGAUGAGCGGACAGCCAUCCGUUAUGUUUUUGCUGGGUAGCACCCUGAUUGCUCUCGGCUUGUUAGUAACACUGACAACCUCCCAGCCUACUGUUACAGUGACGCAGGGAACGCUCGUCGGUACCACCGAGACUUUCCUGGACGGUGGGUUUUCCGGAGCGGGCAACAAGAAGGUGAACGUCUUCAAAGGGAUACCGUUCGCCGAGCCGCCGCUCGGGUCGUUGAGGCUCAAGCCCCCGGUGGAGAAGGCGUCGUGGGAAGACGAGGUCUACAACGCUACGUACUUCAGACCCGGUUGCCUCCAAGAUCCUUUCUACGCUCAAACGCUCGACUUUGACAUAGACGAAGAUUGUCUGCACCUCAAUGUUUUCGCCCCUAAUGCAACGUUGUCGGAGCCCGUCCCUGUCAUGGUCUGGAUCCACGGCGGCGGAUUCACGUUUGGGUCAGCGAUAGAGCGGGUGUACAACGGCGUCCCAUUGGCUGCGGUCGGUGACGUCAUAGUAGUUACCGUCAAUUACCGCUUAGGCGUCAUGGGAUUCCUGUCGACAGCUGAUGAAGCUUCACCGGGAAACUUGGCUUCGCUGGACAAUGUCCUAGCAUUGAAGUGGAUCCAAGAGAACAUUGAAGCUUUCGGUGGCGACAAAGAACGAGUCACAAUCUUCGGGGAAAGCGCCGGGGGCGUGAUGGUUGCAUUCCUAGUUCUGUCCGAGAUGACGGAGGGGUUGUUCACUCAGGCGAUAGUACAGAGUGGAUCGGCCUUUUCGGUCGAGGUUGGGCCAUUAACUGAGAAGGGGGACAUGGUGCUCCGUCAGAAGGCCUUCCAGUUGGGAGAGGUCGUCGGUUGUAGUCCAUCGGACAGUUCGGCCCUGAUAAGCUGCCUUCAAGCCGUCAACGCCGACGACCUCAUAAACGCCCAAGCAAUGGUUUACGGGCGCAUGUAUCCUGUCGUCGACGGCACAUUUCUCAAAAUGACACCAGCUGAAGCCUACGCCUCCGGAAACUACAACCGCGUCAAGAUGCUGCUGGGAUCGAACACUGACGAGGGAACACUGAACUUUCUUUUCACUCCUGGAUUUGAAGAUUACAGAAAUAGCAAAACCCCGCCCCCUGUCAACAGGACAGUGUUUGAAUUGCUCCUUGCGACGCAGUUCUACACUUUUGAUGUCUAUGACGAAACCGUGCUGGAUGCCGUCAGAAUGAAGUAUAUUGACUGGUCGCAAGCCGAGUACGUAGACGCCGAUUACUUCCGCACAAUGGUGAAUCUGGUGGGAGACUGGCUAUUCUCUUGCACUGUUGAUAAACUCGCCCACGAACACGCAAAGGAGAAUGAAGUGUUCCUGUAUCAGUUGGCCCACAGGCCUACCGUAUCGUACUACAGCUUCCAGGGAGUCAAUCCUGGCUGGCUCGGGGCGGCCCACGCCGAGGAUCUGCCGUUUGUCUUCGGCGCGGCGUUCGUGCCCGAAAGCCCUUCGAGUAAUCUCACCGACGAGGAGAAAACGUUCACUGUGAAAGUCAUGAAACUGUGGACCAACUUCGCCAAGAGUGGCAACCCUGGCUUGGAGUCGCCUGGGUCCCAGCCUAUCUCAGACGAAUACGCCUGGCCCCUGUACAGCAGUCCCGACUUAAAGUACAAGGUGUUGGAUCUGAACCUGACCACGAGCCGAGCUCUCAAGAGUGACGAAUGCUACUUCUGGAACACCUACGUGGUGCAGCUGAGGUCUGCGCUAGGAGAGUUGGACGACGUGGAGCGCCAAUGGCGACAAGCGUUCAAGACUUGGAAAUACACCGACAUGGCGGACUGGAGAGACGAGUUUAAUAAAUACAAAGCAGUUGUUUACAAUUAAUCUCCAUCAGCCUAUCAAUAAGCCUUUUGCGAGUUAAACUUGAAUAAAAUCUGAUACACUGAGUUAUUUAAAUUCACGUGUUUUUGAAAAUAGCAAUAAGCAAACAAACAAACAAACAAACCAACAAACUAAACACAAUGUUGCUAUACAUCGUGAUUCGAGGCAGGGUUUUGCUUAGUUGCACGAAGAGGCACUUUCAAUGAUUAAGAAGGGCACAAAGGAACCAGUCCAUCUAGAGAAGUCACCUCUGCUUCUAAAAAUCUUAAUAAUGCCUGGACCCAAAUCAUGUUACUUAAACGCCAUCUUAGUGCUUUUAAAUGUAUUAUAUAUAAGGCAAGAGAGUGGAAAUAAAGGAAAACUGGGGGAUUUUCGGUGUUGAUUUCUUCAGAUCAAAAAUAUAUUAAUAGAAUAUUGUGACGAAACAGGGGUAGGCAUGGAUGCCAGUCUAAGUAAUUAAUUAUUAACGCAUGCGUUGACCAAUCAGCGGUGGGUAGAGCACUGGGUCUGGGCUUGCAGCUUGCUUAGGGCGUGCACUGUUAUUAGUUUCGCUGCUGGGUCGCAGAGUGGGAAGAUCGCUGAGAACCGUUCUGUGCUGUGUACUGUGCGAGAUAGAGUGGACGCUGCGCCGGAGAGCGCUGCGAUGCGUCGUAUCGACCGAUAGGUGGAGUAGUGCAUGUAGUAGUGAACUGUUUUUUGGUGUCUUGGUUAGAGUGGGAACAGUCUAGAGCGUUGGUUGUUAACCCUUGGCUGAGAGCUAGUGGUACGGUGAUUCGUUGUGGAUUGCUUGCCGUCUGUGAACACCGUAGGUGGGGUGACGGCUGGGUUGCGAUCCGGGUAUCACUGAACUGGCUUGCCUUGAGGGUCACUGGGAGCGCUCUGGUUCGUGUAAGGGUUAUUAUCCCUUUGAUUAAUCGACCCUGGCUAGUGAGGGUUGUUAUCCCUUUGAUUAAUCGACCCUGGCUAGUGAGGGUUAUUAUCCCUUGGAUUAAUCGACCCUGGCUAGUGAGGGUUAUUAUCCCUUGGAUUAAUCGACCCUGGCUAGUGAGGGUUAUUAUCCCAUGGAUUAAUCGACCCUGGGUAGUGAGGGUUAUUAUCCCUUGGAUUAAUCGACCCUGGGUAGUGAGGGUUAUUAUCCCUUGUUUGAUUAACACUCCACGUAGCUUAUCGCUGCUUGCUAGUAGUGUGUAUCGUUGGCAAUAGUCUGGCUUAUGUUAGAGUUGCCAUGUGAUUAGGUUUACCACGUGAGGCUUAUUGAAUUGCCUUGUGAGGUCAUGUGUAUUGUAUAAAUAACCUUUGUGUUUGCCUCGUUGAUUUAUAUUUGUAAUAGACCUAUUGCACUGAUGAAUUGUCUUGAAAA
This is a messenger RNA of Acanthaster planci (crown-of-thorns starfish), 4198 nucleotides long. Its product is annotated as acetylcholinesterase-like. The record is from RefSeq and is a predicted model, not a curated record. NCBI's taxonomy places the organism in Eukaryota, Metazoa, Echinodermata, Asteroidea, Valvatida, Acanthasteridae. Gene Ontology annotation, cellular component: plasma membrane. Gene Ontology annotation, biological process: choline metabolic process; acetylcholine catabolic process. Gene Ontology annotation, molecular function: acetylcholinesterase activity.